CCGCGGGCGCCGGAAGUGGCCGAGGCCCCGCCCCCGGCCGCGGUCUCUGCUGAGCCGCGGACGCCCCGGCUUGGAGCAUCCCUGGCGGGGCCGGCUUCGGUUCCCGGGGCCGCGGCUCCAGCGGACACGGCCGACCGGCCCGCAACAUGGCGAGCUCCGGAGAGGACAUGUCCAGUGACGAGGACGCAGCCCCCGCGGCGGCCGGGGUGGCCAGCGGCACCCACCUGCUGGGCUUCUCGGACGAGAUCCUGCUGCACAUCCUGAGCCACGUGCCCAGCACAGACCUGAUCCUGAACGUGCGGCGCACCUGCCGGAAGCUGGCGGCCCUGUGCCUGGACAAGAGCCUCGUGCACACCGUGCAGCUGCAGAAGGACUAUCAGGUGAGCCAGGACAAGGUGAAGCAGCUGGUGAAGGCCAUCGGCCGGGAGAUCCAGCAGCUGAACUUGGCCGGCUGCUACUGGCUGCCGGGCGCCACCAUCGAGCAGGUGGGCCGCUGCCACGGCCUGGUGAAGGUGAACCUCUCGGGCUGCCAUCUCACCUCCCUGCGCCUCUCCAAGAUGCUCUCGGCCCUGCCGCACCUGCGCUCGCUGGCCAUCGACGUGAGCCCCGGCUUCGACGCCAGCCAGCUGAGUGGCGAGUGCAAGGCCACGCUGAGCCGCGUGCGGGAGCUCAAGCAGACGCUGUUCACGCCCUCCUACGGCGUGGUGCCCUGCUGCACCAGCCUGGAGCGGCUGCUGCUCUACUUCGAGAUCCUGGACCGCACGCGCGAGGGCGCCGUCCUCUCGGGCCAGCUCAUGGUGGGCCAGAGCAACGUGCCCCACUACCAGAACCUGCGCGUCUUCUACGCCCGCCUGGCCCCGGGCUACAUCAACCAGGAGGUGGUGCGGCUCUACCUGGCCGUGCUCAGCGACCGCACGCCUGAGAACCUGCACGCCUUCCUCAUCUCCGUGCCGGGCAGCUUCGCCGAGAGCGGGGCCACCAAGAACCUGCUGGACUCCAUGGCCCGCAACGUCACGCUGGACGCCCUGCAGCUGCCCAAGUCCUGGCUCAACGGCUCGUCGCUCCUGCAGAACCUGCGCUUCCACAACCCCCUCUACUUCAGCUUCAGCCGCUGCACGCUGUCCGGCGGCCACCUCAUCCAGCGGGUCAUCAACAGCGGGCGGGACCUGCGCAGCCUGGCCAGCCUCAACCUCAGCGGCUGCAUCCACUGCCUCUCCCCCGACUCCCUGCUGCGCAAGGCGGACGACGACAUCGACAGCAGCAUCCUGGAGACGCUGGUGGCCUCCUGCUGCAACCUGCGGCACCUCAACCUCUCCGCCGCCCACCACCACAGCUCCGAGGGCCUGGGCAGGCACCUCUGCCAGCUCCUGGCCCGGCUGCGCCACCUGCGCUCCCUCUCCCUGCCCGUGUGCUCCGUGGCCGACUCGGCGCCACGAGCCGACCGCGCGCCCGCCCCGCCCGCCAUGCACGCCGUGGCCCGCGGCUUUGGCAAGAAGGUGCGCAUCGGCGUGCAGACCUGUCCCGGCCCCUGCUCGGGCCACGCGGCGCCCCCGCCCUCCUCCGUGUUCUGGUCUCUGCUGAAGAGCCUGCCUUUCCUGGAGCGCCUGGAGCUGAUCGGCUCCAACUUCUCCUCGGCCAUGCCGCGCAACGAGCCCGCCAUCCGCAACUCCCUCCCGCCCUGCAGCCGGGCGCAGAGCGUCGGCGACUCGGAGGUGGCCGCCAUCGGCCAGCUGGCCUUCCUGCGGCACCUGACGCUGGCCCAGCUGCCCAGCGUCCUGACGGGCUCCGGGCUGGUGAGCAUCGGCCUGCAGUGCCAGCAGCUGCAGUCCCUGUCGCUGGCCAACCUGGGCCUGCUGGGGAAGGUGGUCUACGUGCCCGCCCUCCUGGACAUGCUGAAGCACUGCGAGCGGCUGAGGGACCUCAGGCUGGAGCAGCCGUACUUCAGUGCCAACGCACAGUUCUUCCAGGCGCUGAGCCAGUGCCCGUCGCUGCAGCGCCUCUGCCUGGUGUCCCGCAGCGGCACCCUGCAGCCCGACGCCGUGCUGGCCUUCAUGGCCCGCUCCCUGCACAUGGUCGUGUGCCACCUGUUCACCGGCGAGUCCCUGGCCACCUGCAAGAGCCUGCAGCAGUCCCUCCUCCGCAGCUUCCAGGCCGAGCGCCCCGCGCUGAACGUCGUCAUCUUCCCUCUGCUGCACGAGGGCCUCACGGACGUCAUCCGGGACGUGCCCAUGGUGCACCUGGACGAGAUCACCCUGUUCAAAAGCAGAGUGGCCGAGGAGCCGCCCAACCUGUGGUGGUGAGCGUGAGGACUGCGCGGCCAGCACCUGGAAGCCCGCGGUUGGCCUCGGGAGGAAGAAAGCACCUCGGCCCGCCCCUGCCCGCUGCGCUUUCUCAGCCAGGACUCGGUGCCCAGACAGGAGGGCAGGGGCCAGGGGCGGCGGCCAGGCUCACCCGCGGGGCCAAGGCUCGGACGAUGGCCUGGGGCCCUGCUCGAGUCCCGGGGCCCAGCGCUGGCACCCCUUGGCCCCAGCCCCCCGUGCUGCUCCUGUCGCCGGCCGUGGGGCUCUGGGGUGGCCAUGCCAGGUGCGGCUCUCCCUGCUGAGCUGUGCGUCUGCAUCCACCCGCGUUUUUAACCCAGCUUUAUCCCGGGACUUCUGCCAGGUGGCGUGUGUGGCCCAGCGGGGACCCUAGGGCGGCGUGCAUUGUCUGUGCUGGGGUGAUGGGGGCUGAGGGGAGGCUGACUCAGCCCCCACCUCCCCGGAACACUUAGAGCAGAGCCCCUCCCGACCUGACACUCACCCACCUUUCCCCUGUGAGGCCCCCUGGAGCUGGUGUCCUGGGCGCCUGUGGCGGGCCUCCCACCUGGACGCCUGCCCAAGCCCCCUCACUGCUGGGGCCUGGCCGGCCGUGGGCAUCUCCCCAGGGGAGAAGCCCCAGCGCCCUUGGUUGCCACAGGGCCCCGGUGGCUGCCGCCUGCUCUGCCACCGCAGAUCCAGCCUGCCCUCCUCCAGAUCGGCUGUAGGUCACCUCGCUGGUCAAGACCGGACACUGUCCCCAGGCAUCGGGCCCUGCCCUCCCCUGGGCUCCGGAGGCCCCUGUGGUGUGUGUGCGCAGGUCUGCGGGAGACCGGACACUGUCCCCAGGCGUCGGGCCCUGCCCUCCCCUGGGCUCCGGAGGCCCCUGUGGUGUGUGUGUGCAGGUCUGUGGGAGACUGGACACUGUCCCCAGGCGUCGGGCCCUGCCCUCCCCUGGGCUCCGGAGGCCCCUGUGGUGUGUGUGUGCAGGUCUGUGGGAGACUGGACACUGUCCCCAGGCGUCGGGCCCUGCCCUCCCCUGGGCUCCGGAGGCCCCUGUGGUGCUGUGCGCAGGUCUGUGGGGAAGCUGCCCCUGCUUUUCUGGCAUGAGGGCGCCGGCGCCUCCUCUUGGAGCAUGGGGCACCCUCCCUGCCACAGGCUGCAGCAGCCAGAGGGCCUUGGCAGGGGCCUGGGGGGCAGACUGAUUCCAGGGAAUGCCCCUGUCCGAGGGGUCGCAUCUCCCGCUGUGCCUACGGGCCCUGCUGGAGCUGAGAGGUGUGGGAGCCCCGCCCCCUGCUGCUGUAGAGCUUUGCGUGGCCCCUGGAGUCCACCAGCAAGGUGACGCGAGUGGGCGGUAUGGACUGCCCGGGAGUGGCCGCCUCCUGUCCUCGCAGGGGGAGAACGGCCGGCCACAGCCUGACGGGGCUGGGAGAUCCAGGACCGCGGGGAGGGGGUCCCUGUGGCCUGGGGGCCGUGGUGCCUGUGUCCCCUUCUCACAGAGCAGCCCAGCUCGGGCGGAGAGCCGUGUUCCCUGCGGGAACUGGCGGGAGAGGCCGCAGCCAUGUCCGAUCUCGCCUGCACGGCCGCCGUUGUAAUCAGGCGCUUUUAACCAGCAGGGUCACCCCCCCACCAGGAACCGUGCGUCUGCCGUGUCCCCAGCCACAGUCCUUGGACUGGAGCAGGGUUUGCCGCGCCCGCACCCGAGGCAGGGCUCAGCAGAUGCCAACGACGGGCUUGUUCGCGCUAAGUGCUAUUUUGGCACCGGUGUUGAUUGCAAUUUAUAUUCUGCGGCGUUUUACGCUGGGAAAAGAACCCCCUGUAACGGUUCCCAGUUGGCAGGGCCGGGCCGUUAGGCGGCGGACCAUAUGCUGCCUGCCGAAAGGCGCGGCCGGCGCACACGUGUGUGUCUGCGCGUGCGUGCGUGUGCGUGCGUGUGCAGGCCGGUGAGUGUGCAUGUGCCGUGUGUGAGCCUGGGGAGAGGAAGCAGAUCAGAGCUUUCAUCUCUGAUCCUUUGUUCUCGGGAAGAGAGAGGCCCUGCUCAGACCCCCGCUGCUCACGCCCCUGGGCUCCGUGCGCCCCGCCCUGCUCCUGAAGGUGUCCCUGGGAGGGAGCGGGAGGAAAGGACCCUGCGGGCCCUGAGCGUGUGUCUCUUCUCAUUUUCACGGACAAAGCGAUUAUGUCAUCCGGCAGCAGCGCUGGCCUUCGGAGGCCUUGGGACUCAGCCGUGGGCCCCGGCCUGGGGUGCCUGUGGGGCUGCUGCUGCCUCCCUCCCAGCCGGCUCUGUGUGGGGCCCCAGGCCACGUGGAGGGGGGCUGACGGGGCCCCGGCCCAGGGGCCUCAUGACGGGGGAGGGCCUGGGCCCAGCAUCCCCCACUGUGGGUUGUGUGGCCGGGGAAGUCACCCUGUGGGACUCCCAGCCAGUGGCCUGGGGCGGCCUUUCCCUCUCCCCUUCCUUGUCGUUUGUUCCUCUUAGGACCGAAAGUUGCCGAGGCCCAGUGAGAAGUUCAUGAGCAAGGCAGGCGGUAUGGUGCGGCCGUGGGCAGUGGGUGCCAGCCACGGGACCCAGGCGGCAGGUGCCUUCCAUGGGUGUCCUCGCUGGCUGUGCCUGUGCCCCAGCGGGGGCAGCUCUGUGUGGAGGUGUGGGGUUCCUGAGAGUGUCCAGGACCUGCCUGGCCUGCUGGACAGACACCCCCCAGGCCCCCCGGCUGCCAUUCUCCCCCCUUUCUGAAGCUCUUGGAGGGCGGGGCCAGACAGACACCCCAGGGGCGGGGCCUGGACCAUGAAGCUGACCCAGAGCAGUUACCCGGCUGUGCCAUCACAGAGCCAGGCCCGGGCGUGGAGGCUGCAGCUGCUGGUGGUGGGGUUGUGUCCAUGGGCCUCGAGUGUGGGAGGGAGGGGUGAUGGGCAGGCGACCAUCGCCCUGGAGCUGUGGUGUCUCCCCCUGCCACCGGCUGCUGAACCCAGCAGGCUGAGCGUGGUCUUGGGGGCCCAGGUGGGGAGCCGGGGUCUUGCCAUUCCUUGUGACCAGGUGCUAAACGACCAUCCCCACCAGCAUCAGGCUGCGCGUGCGCGUGUCUCGGUGAUGUGGCGAGCGCCAUGCUGGGGGGAGGUCUCUUCAUGUGGAUCUGUGGCAUGUGGGAAAUUCCAAAUAAAAGGGACUUGAGCCAGCCA
Oryctolagus cuniculus (rabbit) is the source of this 5465-nucleotide messenger RNA. RefSeq names its product F-box and leucine rich repeat protein 18 (gene FBXL18). Gene Ontology annotation, biological process: SCF-dependent proteasomal ubiquitin-dependent protein catabolic process. Gene Ontology annotation, cellular component: SCF ubiquitin ligase complex. The record is from RefSeq and is a predicted model, not a curated record. Gene Ontology annotation, molecular function: protein binding. NCBI's taxonomy places the organism in Eukaryota, Metazoa, Chordata, Mammalia, Lagomorpha, Leporidae.